AUGGCAUCAGCCUCCGGAGUUGGAGCUGAUCAGCAACCAAUUUAUAAUGAUAAUAAUCCCAAUGAUGUACUCAUGGAAACUCUCACAGAAGCUCCGAGAAAUGGCGAAUCGGAUAUCAUGAGCCUUGAUUUCCUAGGGAAUGAAAGAGAAGAGCAGCAAUUUCCGUCAUCAGAUCCUUCAGGAACGUUGGAAGAAAGUGAUCAUCCCAUUGCACCGAACAGGGUUGAGACAUCAAGAGGACCUGGAACAGGUGGACAAGUUGAAAUUACUUUCGAAGAUAAUAAUAAUUAG
Oldenlandia corymbosa var. corymbosa is the source of this 291-nucleotide messenger RNA. Lineage: Eukaryota; Viridiplantae; Streptophyta; Magnoliopsida; Gentianales; Rubiaceae. The record is from the annotation of a GenBank genome assembly.